AUGGCGGAUUCCACCUCUUCUCCUGCCAUUUCAGAACCCAACCCGCAAAGAGCUGACUCGGGGGCUCCCAAUUCUCAUCAGAAUCAACCCGAUCCGGUUCCUCCCUCCGCACCCCCGGCAGUACAACCUCUGCCAUCAUCCUCUGCGCCCGUCGGGGCAGUAAACCCUAACUUGAGCCCAUCAGGACUACCCCCGCCGCCUCCUUCAAUUUCAUAUGCGGCGGCGGGGGCGGCAACCCAAGUCUCUGGGGGAGCCGUUGCACCUCCCGUCGUGCCAUCGUUCAGGCCAGUAGCUCCGCAGACUCCUCAUUUUUCUCCCAUACCUAACCCUCUCAACUAUCAAAACCCAGCUGUUCAGCCGCCCGGUGUAACUUCUGCCUCCCCAAUGACUCCCGGUGUGGCUAGUAGUGCGGGAGCGGUUUCAGUGCCAGCGCAGAUGCAGCCAAUGAUGGUUCCUUAUCAGAUUCCCCCGGUCAGCCUGCAAAUCCGGCCUUGA
Molecule: messenger RNA, 495 nt
Organism: Prosopis cineraria
Lineage: Eukaryota; Viridiplantae; Streptophyta; Magnoliopsida; Fabales; Fabaceae
Product: vegetative cell wall protein gp1-like
Exons: 1
Coding region: 1-495 (164 amino acids)
Source: RefSeq, a predicted model, not a curated record